Paramecium sonneborni is the source of this 1932-nucleotide messenger RNA. NCBI's taxonomy places the organism in Eukaryota, Ciliophora, Oligohymenophorea, Peniculida, Parameciidae. The record is from the annotation of a GenBank genome assembly.
AUGCAAUAUGAAGAAUCAGAUUAUUAUUUAUUAUUGGGAUCGUCUAUUUUUAUUAAUAUAACAUUAAUAGCAAUAACAAUCUUUUUAUGGAAAGUCAUUUGGCUCUAAUAUCCAAUAUUUAUUGACGAAUUUUAAAUAAAAUCAUUAAGCGAUGCAUAUAACAUCAUUCAAAUAGCAAAUAUAAAUUUAAUAAUAAAUUAAUGUGGCUUUGAUGGAUUAACUUUACUACUAUUUGAGUAAAAAUUAUUCGUUGGUUUAAGCUAUUAUACAAUAGUAUAUUUUCUAAUAAUGGGAAUAUGUAAAAUAUCAUGGAACUAUUUAAAUGAUUAUUAAAAGCUAUUUGUAUAAUUGAAUAUAUUGCCAAAUUAGGAUUUCAUUAUUAGUUCAAUGCUGCUUUUGGUAAUUUUUGCAAUGUUGAUUUAAUUAAGAAAAGAGCUAUAAAUAAUUUAUAUUCAAAUGUUUACAACAGAUCAAUUCACAAAUUAUAGCAUAAGAACUUUGCAUAUAAGAGGAAUGGAUCAUGAAGAUUAUGAUGGAGUGAUGAUGAUGUUAGAAAUCUUAAAGUAUUUAGAUGAGGUAGGUGAUCCAGGAACAAUUAUGGGUAUUUCAAUCAUUCCAGAAUACUCUAAGCUCUUAGAAUUAGAGAAAUACAGAAGUUUAUUUAAAUACCAAUUGGGAAUUUUAGAAUUGUAGAAACCCCUAUUCUACCCUCUGCCUAAUAUAUCAAUUAUAGAAGAAUAAAUAGACCAAUAAUUAUAAAAACCAUUUAAAUUAUCAGGACAUUGCUUUAUAUGUGUUGAUAGAUUAUAAACACAAUUAAAAUUAUGCAAUUAAAAUACUUUAACUCAAUAUCAAAUAUAAUUAGCUCCUGAUUUAUUUGAUAUCAAUUGGGUUAAUAUAACUAUAGAAAGUAAUUAAAUCAGAAUUUGGAGGACAAUUAUUCUUAAUUUAUUAAUUAUGACUUUGCUUAUUUUUGUGACAUCUCCUUAAGCGUUAUAUUAGUAUUUAUCUAAAUUUCCUGGCUUAGAAUUUUUAUCUUUUAAAUGGACAAUUUUAAUCCCUGAUCCUUUUGGAAGAAUAAUUAAGAAUAACAUACCUCCUAUUAUAUUAAUAUCUAUAAACUAAAUCAUACUAUAUUUUUUAGAUGUCAUAAGUAUAAAUAUUUGUGUAUCUUUUUAGCUUAAGCAGAAAAACAUGAAAGAUGGUCAUAAUAUCACAUUUCCUUUUUCCAUAAAAUGUUUUUUUAUUUGAUUCUAAAUGUUUUAGUAAUUCCAGCCUUUUUAUUAUAAUCAUCAGAAACUUUGUUUAAUAUUACAUAUAAUGGAUUUAAUAUACAAUUACAGAAAGCAUUUGAUAAUUAAACUAAUUAUGGGGUAAAUUUUAAUAUUACAUUCUAGCUCUAUUAUAUAACAUUUUUAUUUUAUUCUGGAACUGGUGCAUUUUUGGUAGAAUUGAUUAGACCCUCAGAACUCUACUUCAAUUAUUUUAGUUCAUAUAUGGCAUAUUACAUGAGAUUAUACGAAAACGAUGCAUAACAUUAUUAGAAAUCAAAUGAAUUCUGUGUAUAGUAUGGUUACAUAUCAGCUCAAAUGCUUUUAAAUCUAACAAUCAUAUGCAUUUUUAACACAACCUCUCCAUUUGUUUUAAUUGCUGGAUUAUGGUUCUUUGGAUUUCGAUAUAUAGGAGAUUUUUUUAUGUUGAUGGUUUCCAAAUAAGAAAUGGUUAGCAAUGGAAAAUAUCUUUAUAGCUUAUUAUAAUUAAGUUGCUUUACUUUAGGACUUUGGUUAAUUGUCAAAGUCAUUGGUUGUUAUUUUUAAUCAAAUUAUUUGAUGAUGUAUUUAUUUGGAAUCGAACUUAUUGCAUGGGUAUUUAUAGGACAAAAUUUUUUAUAAUAAUUAAUUGACAUUAAUUAAAUACAAGACGAAGAUAUGA